Molecule: messenger RNA, 1206 nt
Organism: Camellia sinensis
Lineage: Eukaryota; Viridiplantae; Streptophyta; Magnoliopsida; Ericales; Theaceae
Molecular function (GO): zinc ion binding
Source: RefSeq, a predicted model, not a curated record
AUGGGUGUUGAAAAAGCAAGCGGUCUUGUUUUUGGUGACUAUUCAUCAUCAUUUGACGAUCUUCGUUGGUAUGUUGAUGCCGCUAAUGCUUACAAUCUGGGAAGUGUUUUUGAUAUGGAAUUUGAUAUUGAUAGUAAAGGAAGACAUUUCAAAUGCUUGUUUUUCGCUUUUGAGGCAUGUAUUCAUGGUUUCAAGUAUUGUAGGCCUGUGUUGAUGCUUGAUGGAACUUUUUUGAAAGGAAGACACAAAGGUUGUUUAUUGGCUGCUACGGCGAAAGAUGGUAACCAAGGUAUUUUGACUCUGGAGAGGGAUAUUGCAUUUGUUACUGAUCGACAUGGAGGUUUGCUAAAAGCUUUAGCUGAGACAAACUUGAAGACUUAUUUGUCCGUGAAGAGUCGUGAAUCAAAAGAGUAUUUGCUUACUCUUUUUAGUAGAUGUGCAUAUGCUCCUACUAUUGAGUUGUUUAAUGAGCUAUUUGAAGAAUUUAAGGGUCGUUGUGGUCGUAGUGUUGAGAGGUUUCUUGAGGAUUUGCCUAAUGAGUGUAGGUGUAAUGCUUAUUUUCAAGGCAAGAGGUAUGGUGAAAUGUGCACAAAUGCUGCGGAAUCUUUUAAUUCAUGGAUUAGGGAUGAACACCAUUUGUUUUCAACUAGUCUUGUUGAUGCUAUAUGGAUGAAACUAAUGGAGCAAUUUUCGAGAAGGAGAGAAGUUGGGAAUAAGUGGAAUCGUAUUGUUUGUCCUUUUGCAGAGAAAAAGUUGGAAGAAGCUUUUAAUGAUACAAAAGCAUGGAUAGUUAAGAAAUGUAGCGAUGACAUUUAUGAAAUCCAAUUGGAUCAUUCAGUUAUGGUUGAUAUUGGGAAACGUUGUUGUUCUUGUCGGUUGUGGGAAAUUGAUUCUUUUCCUUGCAAACAUGGUUUUUGUGCUAUAAAGAGGAGCGAGAAGGAUCUGAAUUGCUUUCUUGAUGAUUACUACCGUGUUAGUAGUUAUUGUGAUUCUUAUUCACAUUCUAUCUAUCCAGUUCCUAGUAUGUGGAAGCCAAAUGUAGUUGUUGAUGAUGACGUUGUUUUACCUCCUCUUUGUAAGAGACCAGCUGGACGUCCAAGAACGGAGAGAAUACCUUCUAAGGGUGAAAUCAAGAGAAUUAGAUGCAGUAGGUGUGGAAAGAUGGGAACUCAUAAUCGGAAGACAUGUAAACAUGCUUUGCUUUAG